This is a messenger RNA of Echinops telfairi (small Madagascar hedgehog), 903 nucleotides long. RefSeq names its product ghrelin and obestatin prepropeptide (gene GHRL). Gene Ontology annotation, molecular function: ghrelin receptor binding; growth hormone-releasing hormone activity. The transcript has 5 exons. The record is from RefSeq and is a predicted model, not a curated record. Gene Ontology annotation, biological process: regulation of response to food; gastric acid secretion; positive regulation of growth hormone secretion. NCBI's taxonomy places the organism in Eukaryota, Metazoa, Chordata, Mammalia, Afrosoricida, Tenrecidae. Gene Ontology annotation, cellular component: extracellular region. The coding region runs from base 438 to 791 and encodes 117 amino acids.
AGACAAAAGGCCUGGGAGAUCUCUUCAUAGCUGUCACCGCAUUCUAACAAGGGACAAAGGGAUUCCAGAAAGGGGCAAGACUUAACACACACGCACGCACGUACACCCAGCAAACAAGCCAAGAGCAGACCCCAGCAAGCGCCACCCCUCCUCCUCCCUCCCUAAAAAGCCAGGCCCUUGCCCCCAGAGUACCUCCUGCUGUUUGCCAGUGACAGCUGGGCAGGCUCGCUAGCCGCACCAACCUAAGAAUCUCGCCGGGCAUUCUGACCUCCAUUGUUGAUUUCUAUCCGGACAGCAAGAGCGUUUUUUAGCUCCCGAGGAAUGCAGGUCAGCCCACAGAAGCAAGACUGACCCUGGGGACCCACCUGAGACUCCUACAUAAGGCGGCCCUGGCAGCAGGCACCACUUCUCCCAGGAACCGCAGCCCACCUGUGACCAUGCUCUCCCGGGGGACCAUCUGCGUCCUGCUGCUCCUCAGUGUGCUCUGGGUGGACCUGACCAGGGCAGGCUCCAGCUUCCUGAGCCCCGGACACCCCAAAGUGCAGAGAAAGGAGUCCAAGACACCAGCAGGCAAGCUGCAGGCCCGAGCGGUGGAAGGCCGGCUGCGCCCUGAAGGUGGGAGUCCGGAGGACGAGGACGGGGCAGAGGACGUGGAAAUCCAGUUCAAUGUCCCCUUUGACAUUGGAAUCAAGGUGUCAGUAGCUCAGUACGGGGAGCAUGGCCGGGCCCUAGACAAGUUCCUCCAGGACAUCCUUUGGGAAGGCAACCAAGAGGCGCCAACUGACAAGUGACCACAGCCCACAGGCGGACCCUGCUCUCCGUUUUCCUCCCUAUCCUGCAGUUAGGGUUCUUUGUCAAGAACCCCUGGACAAGUUCAGGUGGUCAAUAAAUAUUCACACUGCA